AUGGCGCCGGAACGCGUUUGUCUUGCCUACUCAGGUGGCCUUGACACUAGUACAAUUCUCCGGUGGUUGGUUUUGCAAGGCUAUGAGGUCGUGUGCUUUCUUGCCAAUUGCGGCCAGGAGGAGGACUUCGAGGCUGUGCAGUCCAAGGCCAUUAAGCUCGGGGCUGAGCGCAUGAUCAUCCAGGAUGUCCAACAGGAGCUUAUUGACGAACUGGUCUGGCCUGCCAUUCAAUGCAACGCAAUCUAUGAGGACCGAUAUGACCUGCUCGGGACGAGUCUUGCCCGCCCGGUGAUUGCCAGGGCGAUGGUCAAGGUCGCGAAGGAGUAUAACUGCACGAUCCUGAGCCACGGAUGUACCGGCAAGGGUAACGAUCAAGUUCGCUUUGAGCUGGCAUGGAAGGCCUGCGACCCCACCCUGAAGGUUCUCGCUCCGUGGCGUAUGCCGGAGUUCUACAACCGAUUCGCAGGACGUGCGGAUCUACUCAAGUUCGCUGCCGAGCAAAACAUCCCCGUUAGCUCUACGCCCAAGGCCCCCUGGUCCAUGGACGACAACAUCAUCCACUGCAGCUAUGAGGCCGGAAUCCUCGAGCAAACAGACAUGGAGCCCCCGAAGGAUAUGUGGAAGCGCACUGUUGAUCCGAUGAAGGCUCCUGACGCGCCGACACCCUUCACCGUCCAUUUCGAAGAAGGCGUUCCCGUCAAGCUUGAGGUCGGCGGCAAGGUCAUCACCGGCUCGCUGGAGAUUUUCAAGGAAGCAAAUGAGAUCGGCCGGGCUAAUGGAAUCGGACGUGUCGACAUUGUCGAGUCCAGGUUUAUCGGCCUGAAGAGUAGGGGCUGUUACGAUACUCCGGGCCUAACGAUUCUUCGACAGGCUCAUCUGGAUCUUGAAGGACUCGUCAUGGACUCCAAGGUACGCUCCAUCCGCGACCGUCUUUCGAAGGACUGGUCAGACGCGAUCUACAACGGCAUGUACUUCAGCCCUGAACGGGAGUUUGUCCAGCAUGCCAUCAAGUUCUCACAGCGUCAAGUCGAGGGCAAGGUAAGUCUCGUCGCCUAUAAGGGUUGCGCGUACGUCGUUGGACGUUCCAGCGAGACCUCCAACCUCUACUCUGCCGAUGAGAGCAGCAUGGACACUCUAGACAUGAACUGGACGCCCCAAGACGCGUCGGGCUUCAUCUCCAUACAAUCUAUCCGCCUCGAGAAGUACGGUGCAAGGAAGAUCAAGGACGGCGAGCCCCUUGCCCGUGUCUGA
Scedosporium apiospermum is the source of this 1251-nucleotide messenger RNA. RefSeq lists its product as uncharacterized. The record is from RefSeq and is a predicted model, not a curated record. Gene Ontology annotation, molecular function: argininosuccinate synthase activity; ATP binding. Gene Ontology annotation, cellular component: cytoplasm. The transcript is spliced from 15 exons. Gene Ontology annotation, biological process: urea cycle; L-arginine biosynthetic process. NCBI's taxonomy places the organism in Eukaryota, Fungi, Ascomycota, Sordariomycetes, Microascales, Microascaceae. Bases 1 to 1251 code for a protein of 416 amino acids.